Molecule: messenger RNA, 3974 nt
Organism: Trachemys scripta elegans
Lineage: Eukaryota; Metazoa; Chordata; Testudines; Emydidae
Gene: POLK
Product: DNA polymerase kappa
Exons: 15
Coding region: 259-2892 (877 amino acids)
Biological process (GO): error-prone translesion synthesis
Cellular component (GO): nucleus
Molecular function (GO): damaged DNA binding; DNA-directed DNA polymerase activity
Source: RefSeq, a predicted model, not a curated record
GGAAUUGUAGUCUGGAGGGAGGGGCACGGAGUCUGAUGGCGCGAUGCAUCAUGGGAAUGACCUCAUGGAGCACUGCAUCCUGGGAGUUGUAGUCUAGGGCGGGGGAAGACCUCCGCUUUUGAUUUAAAAGCUAAGGACAGCCAUUUUGGUUCGGUUGUGUGUCUUCUAAUUACGGCGUCCCCUCCUCCCUCCCCCAAUCCUCUACCCAGCGCCCGCCCAGGUUAUUAAAGUUUGAAAAAGCACUCACUGCGUUGCGCUAUGGACAGCACAAAGAAAAUUGUUAACACGUCUGAUGAUGAUGGAUUUCUGCUUAGAAUGGGCCUCAAUGACAACAAGGCUGGAAUGCAAGGACUGGAUAAAGAGAAAAUCAAUAAAAUCAUAAUGGAGGCCACCAAGGGUUCUAGAUUUUAUGAAAAUGAGCUUAAGAAAGAUCAACAAGUUAACCAACGAAUUGAAAAAAUGAUGCAGCUAAAAGAUAAAAUUACCAGCCAACAGCUUCUGAAAGCACAACUACAGGCUGACAAACUUGCGCUGGAGCUAGAGCAGAGCCGUGAUCUCAGCUGUACUAUUGUACACAUUGACAUGGAUGCCUUUUAUGCAGCAGUAGAAAUGAGAGACAACCCAGAGGUGAAGGAAAAACCCAUAGCAGUGGGAUCGAUGAGUAUGCUGUCCACUUCAAAUUAUCAUGCAAGGAGAUUUGGGGUACGUGCAGCCAUGCCUGGAUUUAUUGCUAAGAAACUAUGCCCACAUCUUACUAUAGUGCCAUUAAACUUCAAAAAGUAUGAAGAAGUGAGUAAAGAGGUUAGAGAAAUACUGGCUGAAUAUGAUCCUAGUUUUAUGCCCAUUGGCCUAGAUGAAGCCUACUUGAACAUAACGGAGUACUUAGAGGAAAGACAGAACUGGCCUGAAGAUAAAAGAAGUUACUUCAUCAAAAGAGAAAACAUUGCAAAAAAUGGUAAGCAAGAUGUAACUGCACCUGAUGAACUAAAGUUGAAUGAAGAUGCACACUCAUCCUCACCAAUAUUGUUUGAAGAUAAUACUUCUAUAACAGAGGAACAGCCUGUUGCUACUUCCCACCUGUACACUGAAGAACAGAGAGAUCAAGAACUGUUGCUAAAUUCAGUGGUCUUUGGAACUUCAGCUGAAGAAGUUGUGAAGGAAAUUCGCUUUCGAAUUGAACAAAAAACUGGAUUGACUGCCAGUGCAGGAAUUGCUCCAAAUAUGAUGUUAGCAAAAAUGUGCAGUGAUCAGAAUAAACCUAAUGGACAGUACAGAAUCUCCCCUGAUAGGCAAUCUGUAAUGGACUUCAUCAAAGAUUUGCCCAUUAGAAAGGUGCCUGGUAUAGGAAAAGUAACAGAGAAAAUGUUAAAAGCUCUUGGAAUUCUGACCUGCACUGAACUGUACCAGCAGAGGGCACUGCUUUCUCUUCUUUUUUCAGAAACAUCUUGGCAUAAUUUCUUGGAUGUCUCACUUGGUUUGGGUUCAACAGAUUUGGAAAAGUAUGGAGAAAGAAAAAGUAUGAGCACUGAAAGGACAUUCAGUGAAAUUAACACAGCAGAAGAACAAUACAGCUUGUGUCAAGAACUUUGCAGAGAUCUUGCUCAGGAUCUGCAGAAAGAAGGACUUAAGGGUAAAACCGUUACCCUGAAACUGAAGAAUGUGAAUUUUGAAGUAAAAACAAGAGCUUCCACAGUGCUCGCUGCUGUUUCUAGUGAAGAAGAAAUAUUUGCUGUUGCUAAAGAUAUGCUAAGGACAGAAAUUGACGGUGUUGCCCCUCACCCUUUGCGGCUAAGACUUAUGGGCAUACGAGUAUCAGGGUUUCUAAAUGAAGAAGAAAAGAAAUACCAACAGAGGAGCAUUAUCAAUUUCUUAAAGCCAGGAAAGCAAGCAAAUGCUUCUCUGCUUCAGCCAGGGAAAUCCAGCCAUGAACAUUUUACCAAAGCUUCAGAAACAUCUCACAGAGAGAGUUUUUUUGAUAAAAAGCGAGCUGCAAGGCAACAAAGCAACCAGGAACUUCUUAUAAACAAACCUGCAAACAAGCAGAACUCACAUGAUAUAAAGUCAUCAGUAAAUCCUGUGGACGAAACAAAUAACGCCAUAGGCUCAGCGAAUUUGAAUGACUGUCGUAGCCUCACUUGCCCUGUUUGCUUUGAGGAGCAAAGAGACAGCGAUUUAGAGGCACUUAACAGACAUAUUGACAAGUGCCUCAAUGGGACAUUGGUAAAAGAUAAUGCAGAAAUAUCAACGAGUGAGAAUUCAUGGGAGAAUGCACAUCAUUUUUCUCUGGACAGUAAAAAGAAAACAUUUGAAAUGUGUCAAAAAAAUAAAAUGAACAAAUCAGUGGCUACAGCACAAUCAACACAAGUAGCUGACAACUCUACUAGCAGUAGCACAGAAGCAUUCCCUAAAGUAGCAGCUAACACUAGCAAGGAAAGAGAGCAUAGUCUGCUUAGUGAAACGGCUAGCAACAUGUACUUAGAACAGAAUUUUUCUUCCAAAAUCAUUUCAUUGGAAAAUGCAGAACGCUUUGAAAAGUCUGAAUGUACACAAGAAACUCAGCCUUCCUACUCCUCUGGAGCCAUCAGAGACAAUGUUCUGGUUUGUCCAAUUUGUAACGUGGAACAAAAAACAACUGACCUUUCAUUGUUCAACAGGCAUGUGGAUGUUUGCUUAAACAAAGGAAUUAUCCAGGAGUUGACAGAGCAAAUAGUUUGUCCAGUUAAGAGUCAAAUUACGGAAAAUUCAAAGUCAGUUGGAAGCAUGGGCAGAGGACAUCAAUAUAUGAAUCCCACAACAGGAACAAAAAGGCCUGGACUAAUGACACCACAGUCAACAUCAAAGAAAGCCAAACCAAGCAAUUCCAAACAAACAAUUGAAACAUUUUUAAAAUGAUUGUGUAACACUUUAUCAUAUAUGAAGAAUUUCAUAAUCGGUGUUUUAUUAUUCAAAUUAGUUUGGUGCGGGUGACGGAUUGGACUCUGAUACUUGUCACGUUGGAAUCCCUGUAAACCUCCAUUGGAGGAGUACAACAUUUGAGACAAAAAAAUAAGUGAUCUAGCAGGGACUAGAGCAUUGAAUUAAUUUUCCAUUCAAAUCAUUUUUUCAUAAUAGUUUUUGUCUAAAUUAUAUCUGUGGAAAAAAGAGCAUGCUAAGAGUGGGCUUUGUUUUAUCUUGACGUAGUGGAGACUCAGGGUAUGGAAGUCACCAGCAAUUCAACUUAGGUUGCUAGUGACCGACAGUUAAUAUGUGAUGAUUGUUAGCCAGUGUAAAAUGGAUUGGAUUGAAUUGAAUUCAGUUUCUAGUGGCCAGAUAUCCACAGCACAAUACAAUUGGUACUCAUUUAUGUCCAUGUUGAUAUUCUCUGUAGGAUUGGGCCCCAAAUCCAACUCUCAUUGAAGUCAGUGGAAAGCUUGCCACUGACUUCUGUAGGAACUGAUGGGCCAGGUUUGUAGGGUUCAGUCCUGACAAGUGCCUGCACGCUUGUGGUAUGUUGAGUGACCUCAACACCCACAGACUACAAACACUUUGCAGGAUCAACCCCUUAAAUGAGCAUGGAGUGUGAGAGACCCCCAGAAUAGGUAUGGCAUAUACAGGCUGUGCCUCACUGGUUCUAUGGAGAUAGAGCGAGCUUCAGAUUCCUAUGCAUUUGUCAAACCAGCACUUUCAAAAGCACUAAAUUCACUUUAAGAAAAGUUAAGGAUAAACUAGUAUAAUGGUAGUGUGACUGAUGUGCAAAUGUGUAUGACAUUGAAAUGAUAGUCCUGAAUAUAUUAAGACAGGAAAUAACCCUCCUUCUUUUGCUCACAUAUUUUUUCUCUUUGAAGAGAUGUAGUUUAUGAAAAAUUAUUUUUGUAGUUUGUUAUAAACCAUGUUUUUAUGAAUAUAUGUAAGGGGGAAAAGCUGUAAAGUACACUUAUUUAUUUAAAAUACUCUAUUUACAUUCUUAACUUCCCAAAAAUUAAAUUGUUUAAAUA